AUGUGCUUAGAUGGACAACCUUUGAGCAUGAUAAAAACAUUACUGGAUGUUGCUGUUGGAGAUUUAGGGCUUUCACCCAAGGAUAUUGUUGAGACAGCUCUAAUCAGAGUGAUAGCUGCUUUGAGUGAAGGGGGUGAUCAGCAUUCUUUUCAGAAAGAUCAUUUUCAGAUAUUGGAAGACAUGGUCUCCGCUGUCCACACAAGUGCUGAAAAUGGUGAGAAUCUGGUGUCUUCAGAUGAUUUGUUGGCUUGGCUUAGGCCCUUCUGUGGGGAUGAUUCUUUACCAGUGAGGCCUCGCAUAAGAGUGCUACAGAUUUUGGAGCAAGCUUUUCACCUAAGUGACGAGGAUAGCAAGCUACUUAUACUAUUUAGAACACAAGCUGUUCUCAAAGCCUAUUGGCCCCAGACUCAGGUAGAAAUAACAGAGAUUGAAAAUGAAGAAAAAAGGUAUCUUCUCUUCAUGAAACUUCUGGAAAAUAGUGGGGAACAAGAAGAAUUCCAGCAUUUAGUUAUGCUUCUUCAAGCUUGGCCUCCUAUGAAAAGCCCAGAUAUAACAUGUUCAAGUAAUAAUCUUUGGGUUAAACUGGGAACAGUGAUGCUUAUGAAGUGCCUACAGGAGCAAAAGAAGAGUGUGGGAGAUGAGAUUCUGAAGAUCUGCCGCUCUUUAUACGAGACAAAGCACAGGCUCUCUGCAGAGUGCAUAAAAAGCCUGUGUUUGCUGCUCCUGAAGGAGUCUCUCCUGCUGCCUUCCCUGAAGCUACUUCUGGAAAGUAGAGAUCAGGAUCUACACUCCAUGGCAUUGGAGCAGAUAACAGCAAUUGCUAAGGUUGAUGACACCAACUGUGACUCUGAAUUUCUUUCUUUGCUCCUCGAUGAGAAAUUUGUAGUGAAAUGCAUUCCCACAGUUUAUUAUUCUCACCUUGUUCACUAUAUGAUCACCAAUCAAGAGGAAGGAUGCUGGAAUGUGAUAGAAAUAGCAAAACAGUUGCAGGAAAAAGGCUUUGUUGCUGAGGCAGGUUCACUUCUGAUGGCCUUUAAAGGAACACAUCCUGCACUCCAGACCUAUGGUGCAUCUCUGACUUCUCUUAGGCACUGGAUUUAAAUGGGACGAUGCUUCAAGUUACAAUUGAUGCCUCAGAUAUGACUGCUCAAUUGGAAAUCUUGCUGAAGAAAAAUAAUAUGGGAAAAUAUGCUUCAGGUUCAUCUUUGCUCAGUGCUACAUGAAAUUGUAAUGUGCAUUUUUAACCUUUUCUUGAAUUGGUUUCCAUUUUAUCAGUACCUUUUGUUCAUAUGUCAGUGCACUUCCGAAGGCUGUUGUGCAUUCAGUGUGACUCCAGUAUUCUAUAAAUAUAUAAUUUUCCAGUUUUUGCAUAAUAAUAAUCAUAUAACACAUGGUCAUAUAACUAAAAUAUAAGUAAAAAUUAAGUUGCGUAGAACUAAUAAUUUUCUGUAACAUGGAAAUUCCAGAAGAAGAUACUUAAUAUGUGAUACUGUUUGGAAAUUUAUUAAUUU
Molecule: messenger RNA, 1511 nt
Organism: Protobothrops mucrosquamatus (brown spotted pit viper)
Lineage: Eukaryota; Metazoa; Chordata; Lepidosauria; Squamata; Viperidae
Product: neuroblastoma-amplified sequence
Exons: 7
Coding region: 1-1101 (366 amino acids)
Biological process (GO): retrograde vesicle-mediated transport, Golgi to endoplasmic reticulum
Cellular component (GO): Dsl1/NZR complex; endoplasmic reticulum membrane
Molecular function (GO): SNARE binding
Source: RefSeq, a predicted model, not a curated record